AUGCGCAACUCUGAAGCAAUUGCUAGAAGAUUUAUUGUAGGUUGGGAAACUGGAUCGGUUGGUGGAAAAAGAAAGAUGAAGGCAGAAGAUAGCGCCCGAUCGGGGGAGCGCCUGCCGGUCGGAAUUGUUGAGUCCCGAGAAACUGGGAAGAGGCAGAAAACAGAACCAAUCACAUUCACAUUAGAAGAUCAGCUUGAAAACAUGGAUCAAGGGAUAGAGGCCCUAGUUUUCACCAUUGACAUUAUGGGAGUUGAUGUUCAAAGGGUGAUGGUCAAUACCAGCAGUAGCGUUAAUGUCCUUUACUUGGACGUUAUUCAGAAGCUUAACCUGGACCCGGUUGAAUUGACUCCGAUCGCUACUCCUCUAUCAGGAUUCACCGGAGAUACAAUACACGCGGAAGGAAAGAUAAGCUUGCCGAUGGAAAUCGGGACUCCACCCCGAACGUUUCCUAUCCCCGCCGGGGUAGGAGUCCUCCGGGGAGACGUUCAGACCGCUCGGAAGUGCUACUCUAGGGCGUUGAAUAUGCGAGACACCGGGACCUCACAGGUCAAUACCAUCGCCAAGGAUACCAACGAAAGACGCAAGGAGCAGCCCGGGCCGUGUGAAGAAGUGGAAGAAGUCCUGCUCCAUAUCUUUGCCUGGGGAUCGGAGGACAUGACGGGCAUUGACCGAGCCAUUGUUUGCCAUCAUUUGGCUGUUAACCUGGAUGCCAAACCUGUAAAACAGAAGACCCGUCAUCUCUCAACCGAUCGUCGAGAGUUUAUCCGAGAAGAGGUAAAGAAAAUGGCAUCGAUCAGUCAUAUUCGGCCUGCCAUUUGUCCGGAUUGGGUGGCAAACAUAGUAUUAGUUCCUAUGCCACCGUCAUGGCAGAUGUGUAUUGACUUCACUGAUCUGAAUAAAGCCUGCCCGUUAGACCCAUAUCCUCUACUCAGUAUACAUCAGAUGGUCGAUGUGACGAUCGGAGCUGAGUUGAUGAGCUUCAUGGACGCCUUCAAAAGCUAUCAUCAGGUUAUGAUGGCCCAGGAGGAUGAGAGCAAAACAUCCUUCAUCAAGCCGGAUAGCUUAUAUUGUGAUAGGGUUAUGCCCUUUGGGUUACGAAAUGCCGGGGCGACUUAUCAAUGGACGGUUAAUACCUUGUUUGAGAAAUUGCUAGGCCAUACCAUGGAAGCAUACAUCAAUGACAUGCUGGUCAAAAGUCGAAACCGACCGAACCACGCCCGGGAUCUUCGCUAG
Molecule: messenger RNA, 1233 nt
Organism: Ipomoea nil (Japanese morning glory)
Lineage: Eukaryota; Viridiplantae; Streptophyta; Magnoliopsida; Solanales; Convolvulaceae
Exons: 4
Coding region: 1-1233 (410 amino acids)
Source: RefSeq, a predicted model, not a curated record